This is a messenger RNA of Gastrolobium bilobum, 1173 nucleotides long. RefSeq names its product zinc finger A20 and AN1 domain-containing stress-associated protein 8-like. Lineage: Eukaryota; Viridiplantae; Streptophyta; Magnoliopsida; Fabales; Fabaceae. Gene Ontology annotation, molecular function: zinc ion binding; DNA binding. The transcript is spliced from 3 exons. The record is from RefSeq and is a predicted model, not a curated record. Bases 238 to 756 code for a protein of 172 amino acids.
CAAAAAGAGAGACAUAGAGAGAGAAAGAGAGAGUGACGUCUGACAGCACCUCUUUCCAUUUUCUCUCUCCUUCUUCUCCGGCUUUGCUUUCUCUCUCUCCUCUCCUCAUCGAUCCCAAAUAUACUAGGAUUCUUAUUCGAUGCGAUUUCGAGCUUAUAGAUCGGCCUGAAGCUUUCGUUUCCCAGAUUUUUGUAAAAAAAAUUUCGUGGCUACCAGGUGCAGGAAAGUUGAAAAAAGAUGGACCAUGACAAGACUGGAUGUCAAGCUCCCCCAGAAGGUCCUGUAUUAUGCAUCAACAACUGUGGAUUUUUUGGAAGUGCAGCUACCAUGAACAUGUGUUCUAAGUGCCACAAAGACAUGAUGUUGAAACAGGAGCAGGCCAAGCUUGCCGCAUCUUCCAUUGGGAAUAUUAUGAAUGGGUCAUCAAGCAGUAGUGGAAAUGAACCUGCCAUAGCUGCCAAUGUGGAUAUCUCAAUCAAUUCAAUAGAGCCUAAGACUAUCCCUGCACAACCUUUAUUUGGUUCAGGCUCAGAGGAGAGCGAUGAGGCAAAGUCUAAGGAUGGUCCAAAACGAUGCAGUAGCUGCAAUAAGCGGGUUGGUUUGACAGGAUUUAAUUGUCGAUGUGGUAACAUUUUCUGCACUGCACAUCGCUACUCAGACAAGCAUAAUUGCCCAUUUGAUUACCGCACUGCUGCACGGGAUGCCAUAGCUAAAGCAAACCCGAUUGUCAGGGCUGAGAAGCUUGAUAAGAUCUAGAUUUGGUGCCUUGAAGUUUCAUGCCCUGGGAUGCUGUAAUACUCAAUGUCAUCAUGAGAUGAUCCGAGUUUCCUGCUUAUUUUAAUGGUGUUCUUAGUAUAUUGUUAUAUGUGAUGGGGGACUUGGACUUAUAGGACAUGUCUGCAGUCUGAAGGACUAUUGGCAAAAAUAUAUCCCCGGGUGUUUUAAGUCUUUUAAUCUAUGCUGGUUUGGUGGAAUUGGUGUUGUUGGCGUUGUAAUGCGUCUAUUUUGUUCCCUAUUUCUGUAGUAGUACAUGUCAGAAUGGUAUGUGCAAUCUACAUGUGAUUUCAAGAGCAUCCGCGGACGUGCGGUUAGAUUGUAAAUUAUUGUUAUGGUUUAUUUGGUCAUCUAUGAAUUUCUCUCAGUAACAUAUGUAUUGUAAUCGUUUGGGCACAA